AUGAAGCUCGGAGAAGAGGCGGUACCUGGAGAAACUGAUUACGCCAUGCAACCUUUCGUCGAGAGCGUGUUCGGAGGUCAAUCUGCCGAGCAUGCUUUGGCUGCAAAGAUGCCGACAGAUCUCGAAAUGUUUCAAAUGUUCCAAAUGAAGAGUCAGGAGUUGGACGGCAAGGAAGCGGUGGACGCGCUAAAUCUAAAGGGUCGUUACGGCGCCAGUUAUUGGAGUGCGUGUUUGGACUUGUGUUUGCGAGAGCCGUUAUUAACCUACGCGUUGGUGUUCAAAUUGGCAGUGUUGCCUUUGACUCAUGAAUUGGCAAACAUCAGCGGUUGUCCGUGGAACCGGUCAUUAAGUUGCCAGCGGGCACGUCGCAACGAGUACGUGUUGAUGCAUUACAUGACGCGGCACGGCUACGUCUAUGGCACCUACAGCGGGGAGGCCUUGUCCACCUACGCAGGUGGCCUGGUGUUGGAUCCAGUCAAAGGUUUGCAUCAGAAUUACAUCCUGUAUCUGGACUACGCCUCGCUAUAUCCUUCGGUUAUACAGGAAUUCAACGUAGAUUUUACAACCGUAGGCCGAAAGUCGAAUUCGAAAUCGAAUUCGGAAUUGACGUUGGAGACUGAAUCGAAGGAAGUGGAUCUGGUGGACUAUUCGAAGGAGUACGAGAAGGGGAUCUUGCCGUCGAUUUUAGAAGACUUGGUUCAGAAGAGGCGUGCAAUAAAGGCCCGAUUGCGCCAGGUUCCGUCUGAGCAGUCGCAGUUGUUGGAUGUUCGGCAGCGUGCUAUCAAAUUAAUCGCAAACAGCAUUUAUGGUUCGCUUGGGUUCCGUCAGUUCCGAUUUUACUCGCCCCUCAUAGCUGCCACGACCACGGCUUGGGGCCGGCGCGUGCUGAGUAGGACCAAGGAGAAACUCGAAAGUUCCUUCGGUUGCACGGUUGUGUAUGGCGAUACGGACUCACUCAUGAUUGACUCGGGUAUUUAUGACGAAGGCGCCUCACUGGCCAACUGCCAGCAAGCUCUAAAUAAGGCUACAGAGUUCACCAAGGAGAUCAACAAGACCCAUUCCAAACUCGAACUGGAAGUCGAAUGUGUGUUCAAAAAAAUGCUCCUGCUCAAUAAAAAAAAAUAUGCGGCACUCAAAGUCGAUUUCGCACAUACCGGAGCGCCCACCAAGGGCGGCACUGGCACGGGCGGCACUGGCGUGGGCGUUGGAGGCAAGUGGACCACGUCGUUGGUGGUGAAAGGCGUGGAUAUUGUGCGCAGAGAUUGGUGCGAGUUAACGCGCAAGAUCGGUUAUCAGAUCCUCGACAUUGUGCUCUGCCAAAAUCUGGAUCCGGAGCAGAUGCCGGACAAGCUGUACAAUUUAUUGCAGCGCUAUGCAAAAGACCAGGUGCAGCUCGGGGGAAUGGACACGGGGGGACGGGAUACAGGGGGUCUGGGCGACUUUGUGAUCCACAAGUCGGUGACCAAGGCGUUGAGCAAGUACCCGGCAAACCAUAACCAGCCCCAUGUGACGGUGGCGUUGCGUUUGAAGGCCGAAGGCGUUUCGGUGGAGCCCAAGACGGUGAUUCCGUACGUGGUGACGGCGGGCGACGAGGCACUGGCUGCAAGGGCGUAUCACCCGAGGGAGGUGCACAGACUCGGCCGGAAGGUGGACUGGCACUACUACAAGGCGAGCCAGAUCUUCCCGCCCGUGGAACGGCUACUGCGGCACAUUCCGCAAGUGGACCUUGGGAAAAUCGCCGCCAUGUUUCAACUUCAUCGAACGCAUCUAGACCGAGGGGCGGAGGCAGGCGACGAAGAGGAAGGCCCGGACCUCUCAUCCUUCGCGCCCUCGAGGGCCGGCAACCGACUUGAGCUACUGAAGGAGUGGAGCCGCGGUGCCGUGGCCAGCGGUUCCGGAAAACGCUCCUGGGUCGUGACCGACGUCCCUUGUCUGCAAUGUCAGACCAGUCUUGGUCAGACCAGUCUUGGUCAGACCAGUCUCUUGACUUGUGGCAAGUGUGGGCACACGCACCCGGCCGAGUACGAAUUGCGGCACCUGGAAAGCGAGUUCUGGUCGCUGCGGCGCGAACUGAACCGUUUCCAGGUAUUCUGCAGACAGUGUGAGAGUGUGCAACCGCUCACCCUCUACUGCCGCGGUUGCGACUCCGCACAACUGGAACUGCACAUCGACGAAGGCACCUACGCGCAUGCGACCGUCGUACUACGCAGGCGACUCGACGAACUCACACACUUGAUACUUACGGAAAAAGAAACGGACAACGAGGACGCAGACCCGAGCCUGCGUACACGGAACAAACGACUGCAACACGACAUUGCGGCCUUCCGCAACCAACUUCAAGUCAGCCACGUGCGCCCAUGCUGUCUGCGGGAGGUGGCGGCUCUGCUCACCUCCUCCUCACAUCGACGGUCGCUGUUCCUCUGA
Gregarina niphandrodes is the source of this 2424-nucleotide messenger RNA. Its product is annotated as DNA polymerase. The coding region runs from base 1 to 2424 and encodes 807 amino acids. Gene Ontology annotation, biological process: lagging strand elongation; mitotic DNA replication initiation; leading strand elongation. Lineage: Eukaryota; Apicomplexa; Conoidasida; Eugregarinorida; Gregarinidae. The transcript has 3 exons. Gene Ontology annotation, molecular function: purine nucleotide binding; chromatin binding; pyrimidine nucleotide binding. Gene Ontology annotation, cellular component: alpha DNA polymerase:primase complex. The record is from RefSeq and is a predicted model, not a curated record.